UCAGUCGAUCGAUCGAUCUGCGGAGUACUCUGACGGAAGGAAAGCUAACCCUCUCCGCCGGCGCCGGCGCCACCGCAAUGUGGUUCACCUCCCGUCGCAAACCCAACGCCGCCGAACCUUCCGAGGAUGCACCGUCGUCCUCCUCGCCACGCAGCUCGCAACCCCGCGGCUACUCCCUCCGCAUCUCAUCCUCCAACCCCUGCCCCCAAACCCAGAGCUCCCGCGACGGAGCCCUAGCCUCCGCCACCUCCUCCUCCGCCGCCGCCUGCGACCUCGGCGGCGGAUGGGGGAACUCCGUAGGCCGCGGCGGCGGCGGCUUCCUGUGGUGGAUCUUCUCCGCCGGAGCGGCGCGCGCGGACGAGGGGAAGCCGGCGGGGGCCGACUGGGACGCGCACGGGCUCCCGGUCACGCGCACGCCGGUGCCGCUCUCCAGGCUCGACGGGAGGAAGCGGUACAAGGUCUCCGAGCUCAACUUCCUUGACUGCCGCGCCCGGGACCGCGCCAGCGCCGCGGAGAAGAACCCCUUGUUCGACGACAUGGCCAAGCUGCGCCCCGGCGGCGUGUACACCCGGUCGCAGCUGCUCGGGCAGCUCCAGGCGAUGACCUCCUCCGGCAUGUUCGAGCAGGUCAGCCUCCAAGGGAAGCCCAAGCCGGACGGCACGCUCGCGCUCACCGUCACCUACGCCGAGAACAUCUGGCCUGGAGCCACCAAACGGUUCAAGUGCGUCAACGUUGGACUCAUGGCGCCGCCCGACGCUGGCCCUGCUGAGGACAUGACGGCGAGGGAGAAGAUGGAUUACAUCCGGAGGCAGGACCAUGACUACCGGCAGCGAAUCCGCAGCGCCAAGCGGUGCAUUCUACCGGAGUCUGUGCGCGAGGAGGUGCUGGGGAUGGUGAAGAAGCAGGGGAAGUUGACCGCCGGGGUGCUGCAAAGGAUGAGGGACCGCGUCGAGAAGUGGUACCACGACGAGGGCUUUGUGUUCGCCCUGGUGCAGAACUUCGGGAACCUCGACACCGACGAGGUUGUGUUGGAGGUGGUAGAGGGGGACAUCACCAUGGUGGAGUACCAGUUUCAGGACAAGCUUGACAAUAUCGUCGAGGGGAACACUCACAUCGCUGUCGUUGACCGGGAGCUGCCCCAGCAGCUUCGACCUGGCCAUAUCUAUAACAUUGGGGCAGGGAAACAAGCUCUGAAGCAUAUCAAUUCACUCGCUUUAUUCUCCAAUAUAGAAGUGAACCCUCGCCCUGACGAGACAAAAGAAGGGGGUGUAGUGGUUGAAAUAAAACUCAAGGAACAUGAACCAAAGUCGGCCGAAGUAACUACAGAGUGGAGCAUUGUGCCUGUGCAUCAAGGGAGACCAACUCUUGCAUCAAUUCAACCUGGAGGAACUGUGUCAUUUGAGCACCGCAACAUCUCUGGUUUAAACAGAUCUCUUGUCGGUUCUGUUACUUCCAGCAACCUGCUCAAUCCUCAGGAUCAUCUCUCAUUCAAGCUUGAGUAUGCCCAUCCUUAUUUGGAUGGUGUGGACGACCGUAGUAGAAACCGCACCUUCAAAGCUAGCUGCUUCAACGUCAGGAAAUUAAGUCCUGUCUUUGUUGCUGGCCCCAACAUGGAUGACGCUCCACCUAUCUGGGUUGAUAGAGUUGGAAUUAAAGCCACUAUAACAGAGAGCUUUACAAGGCAGAGCAAAUUCACUUAUGGCCUCGUGUUGGAAGAGAUUAAAACACGCGAUGAAGAUAACAACAUAUGCACACAUGGUUCUCGAGUAUUGCCUAGUGGUGCAUUGAACAUGGAUGGACCUCCCACAACCUUCAGUGGUACCGGUGUAGAUCGAAUGGCAUUUCUACAAGCUAAUAUAACUCGAGACAAUACUGAGUUUGUAAACGGGGCAACUAUUGGUGACAGAUGUAUAUUCCAGUUGGACCAAGGUCUUGGCAUUGGAAGCAAAAAUCCAUUCUUCAACCGUCAUCAGCUUUCAGCGACAAAGUUCAUUAAUUUGAAUAAGCAAGAUAAAGGUGCUGGCAAGCCACCACCAGCAAUUUUGGCGAUUCAUGGUCGCUACGCAGGCUGUGUAGGAGAUCUGCCGAGCUAUGAUGCAUUUGCAAUCGGAGGACCUCACUCUGUUAGGGGCUAUGGCAUGGGAGAACUGGGUGCUUCCAGGAAUCUUCUUGAGGUUGCCACUGAGUUGCGUGUCCCCAUCACUGUGAAGAACAAACAAACGCAGGUGUAUGUAUUUGCUGAGCAUGGCACUGACCUCGGGAGUUCCAAGGACGUGAAGGGCAACCCUACAGAGUUCUUCCGACGCGCAGGCUCUGGGUCCUCCUAUGGCAUUGGUGUCAAGCUCGGCACGGUAAGGGCGGAGUACGCUGUAGAUCACAAUGCUGGUACGGGAGCCUUCUUCCUGAGAUUUGGCGAAAGAUUCUGAAGGCCGCGUCUCUGUCCAGCUUGACGAUCAGAAAGCCCUAUGUAAAUUCGACUGCCAACUUUCUAGAAUAAAAUUAACUCGUGAAGAUAUAACGUCACUGAAUCUUGUAGCAGCAAGGCCCGCGUUAUGAAUGGUUGAGAGUAAAGUCAGAUUCAACUGGAAUAAGAGUUUCGUUUUGAUGGAAGGAUGUCAUUGUACUCUCUUCCUCCGUGGAACUGUACUAGAUGGUAGUCUCGGAGUA
Molecule: messenger RNA, 2667 nt
Organism: Setaria italica (foxtail millet)
Lineage: Eukaryota; Viridiplantae; Streptophyta; Magnoliopsida; Poales; Poaceae
Product: protein TOC75, chloroplastic
Exons: 7
Coding region: 78-2426 (782 amino acids)
Biological process (GO): protein import into chloroplast stroma; chloroplast organization
Cellular component (GO): chloroplast outer membrane
Source: RefSeq, a predicted model, not a curated record